Molecule: messenger RNA, 9903 nt
Organism: Lethenteron reissneri (Far Eastern brook lamprey)
Lineage: Eukaryota; Metazoa; Chordata; Hyperoartia; Petromyzontiformes; Petromyzontidae
Product: DNA-binding protein RFX6-like
Biological process (GO): regulation of transcription by RNA polymerase II
Molecular function (GO): RNA polymerase II cis-regulatory region sequence-specific DNA binding; DNA-binding transcription factor activity, RNA polymerase II-specific
Source: RefSeq, a predicted model, not a curated record
AGGCGACGAGGUGAGGACCUGGUGACGCGUCAAGAUGAUGACGAGGAUGAAGCGGCGAUAGAAGACGACGACGACGAUGAUGAUGAUGAUGAGGAGGAGGAAGAUGACGAGGAGGCAUCGCGCAUGGCUUCUGGAAAAGCCCCCGGCUACCAGAAUUGCAUUAAGUCCGAAGCGCACCCGACACGACCAGCGGCCCACGCGCGCUGGGACGCGGGCAGGGACAACGCCGGGGAGACAAAGACGGACGGGGAGAUGGAGCAGUCCACGGGAGGCGUCGGCCCGGACCCCAGGAGCUCUCUGGCGCAAGCGGGACGGGACAAGAAGAGGCAGAGCCUCCUCACGCUGCACUGGCUGGAUGAGAACUACAUGGUGUGUGAGGGCGUGUGCCUGCCGCGCUGUAUCCUCUACACUCACUACCUCGACUUCUGCCGCAAGGAACACCUGGAGCCCGCCUGCGCCGCCACCUUUGGCAAGACCAUCCGGCAGAAGUUCCCGCACCUCACCACCCGGCGACUGGGCACGCGCGGUCACUCCAAGUACCACUACUACGGGAUCGGUAUCAAGGAGAGCAGCGAGUACUACCAUGCCGUCUACUCGGGGAAGGGCCUCACCCGGUUUUCUGGGAGCAAGAUUAAGAGCGAGGGAGGCUUCACGCGUAAAUACUCGCUGAGCUCCAAAACCGGCACUCUCCUUCCAGAGUUCCCCAGCGCCCGCCACCUCAUCCUACCUGCGUCCGUGUCCAGAGACAAGGCCGACACGCUGAUCACGAUGUACAAGACCCACUGCCAGUGCAUCCUGGACAAUGCCAUCAACGGCAACUUUGAGGAGAUCCAGAACUUCUUGCUGCACUUCUGGCAGGGCAUGCCCAGCCACCUACUGCCCCUCUUGGAGGAGGCCGCCAUGGUGGACGUCGUCUGCGUCUGCGACUCCAUCUUGUACAAGGUCCUCACCGAUGUCCUCAUCCCGGGAACGAUGCAGGAAAUGCCGGACAGCCUGCUGGUGGACGUGCGGGGGCUGGCGCGCCACUGGGACCGCUGGGCCAGCUCGUCGCUGGAGACGCUGCCAGCGCUGCUUUCCGAGCGCAAGCUGCCCAUCGCAAGGCGCUUCUCGGCGUCGCUCAAGCGGCAGACGUCGUUCCUGCACCUGGCGCAGAUCGCGCGGCCGACGCUGUUGGACCAGGCGACGGUGAGCGCUAUGGUGCGCGACGUGGAGCGCGUGGACCUCAACUCGCUCGGCUCGCAGGCGCUGCUCAUGCCGCCCGGCGGCGCCGCCGAUGACCCCGAGUUCGACUCCGACCCCGAGUAUGACUCGGUGGUUGUGUUCCAAGAGUUGAGGGAUCUGCUGAAGAGCGGUGCCACGGUGGAGGCGUUCAUCGAGUGGCUGGACCAGGUCCUGGAGAACCGGGUGAUCAAGCCGAGCAAGCAGAACGGGCGCACGCUGAAGAAGAGGGCUCAGGACUUCCUGCUGCGCUGGAGCUUCUUCGGGGCGCGCGUCAUGCACGGCCUCACGCUCAACAACGCCUCCAGCUUCGGCUCGUUUCACCUGAUCCGCAUGCUGCUGGACGAGUACAUCCUGCUGGCCCUGGAGACUCAGUUCAACAACCACAAGGAGCAGGAGCAGCAGAGCCUGCUCGACAAAUACACGCGCAACGGAGACGCGAGCCGCACUACCCUCAGCGCCACCCCCAGCUCGUGCUUUCUGGCGAGCCGGGCCAAGGCUUGCUUGGCCCUGACCCCAGGGCCCGAGAGGGUCAAACGCGAGACCACCGCUCCGGCUCUGCUGCAACCUUUGCAGCAGCAGCAACAGCAGCAUCAGCAGCACGCGUACCACGACCAGCAGAGGCACCACCACCACCACAACCACCACCACCACGAAAGCCAACAGCAUCAUCAUCAUCAGCAGCAACAGCAGCAUCAUCAUCAUCAGCAGCUGUCACCCAUGAGAUGCGGCCUCUACUCCUCCAUGCUGGGAAGCCACGAAGCGACUCUUGCAGACUACCCGGCAGGUCACCCGGAGCUGUUGCUGAGCCGCGGCAGCGUCAUCAUGAACCAGCCGCCGCCACCGCCCGGCCGGCCCGUGGCCCCCUCUGAGCGCGGCGGGGGCCGCUGCGGCCCGGGGCCCCCCCAGGUCGCGCCAGCCGCCCCCCCGCCGGCUCACGGCUACGCCGAGGCGGCCUAUGACAACUCCCUCGACUACUAUCCCGGCAGCAGCUACGGACGAUCCCACCACCACCACCACGAGCAGCAGCAGCUACAGCUGCACCACCACCAGCAGCAACACCACCACCAGCACCACCACCAGCACCAAGACAGCAGCAAUGGCAACAACAGCCACCACAAUCGUACGGGCAACAGCGUCUGCAGCAACAACAUCAUCGUCGUCGACAGCAGCAGCAGCAGGAGUCAUAACAACACCAACAACAACAGUAGCGGUGGCGGCGGUGGCCGCGAGGCCUCGCAAGGCAACGUCUACGCCACGUCGCCGUUCCGCCAGCGUGGAGGCUACGCGCCGCCGCCGCCAUUCCACGCGGGGGCCGCGUACGGCCACGCGGCGUUCGCGACGGGGCCGCGUGGAGGCUGCGGAGUUGACGGCGGCUACGGCUACGGGCUGCCGACGGGCGGCGCGGGGGGCGAUGGCGGCGUGGACGCGGGGUUCUCGUGCGCCGCCACGGGCCCAGGCUUCUACGGCGCUGGCGCUCUAGCCGGCCGUGCCGUGCCGGUCAUCAGCUGCCACGGCGCGUCGCGGGCCCCGGAGCGGCCCGACCCUCUGGGGCUGCUCUGCGGCGGAGAACCCCCCGGUUACUACGGCGACGGCAAGCAUCACGGUUACUACGGCGACCACAAGGCUGACGACGGUUGCUACGGGGCGAGGAAGGCGGAGGAGGAGUAUGGCUGCUGCUCGUCCGCGGGCGACGCAGAUGCGUCGCUGUCCCAGUGCAUGUACGACAGCAGGGCGGCUCUCUACAGCUCCCAGCAUGCCCUGCACUACGCCCAGCACGCGUCGUCGCAUCCGCAGCAGCAGCAGCCGCAGCAGCCGCCCCUCCCGCCCAUCGCCACCGUCUUCAUGGACCAGAUCACGGGCGAGAGCUGAACCGACCAACGUCUGCCCGGCAUGUUCCGAGCGGCUACGGCGAUCGUGAUGAUCUGCAACAGCGGCGGCAACGAUCAGCGAUCUCUCUUUCGCGCGGCCGACGGUGUCGAUGCAGAACACCGGCUACGAUUUCACAUUCAAAGUUCAAAGUUCAUUUAUUAGGUAUAGCCCUGUGAGCCAUUCGGCUCUUGAAUCGGGUGCAACCGCAACAAACAAAAAACUAAAACAUGAACAAGAAAACAUCUUAAAGUGACUGAGUGCAAACAGAAAAUCCAAGAAAAAACAGCAAAAUAUUGCAGAAAAAUCACCGUACACCAACCCUGUGCAAAUAUCCCAGUGGGAUGCAAGUCAAACAACAACAACCACAAGACAACUUAGAUUAAGGCCAUCAGUCUAACUCUGUACUACAACAAACAAAUAUGGCCAAACCAAAAAACUUUUCGAAAAUCACCAAAAUAAAGCCAAGACAGACAACAGCGUCAGGAGCAGCGCAGUAGUGGCGUGUCGCCGUGAUGUCUCCUUCUUCGUAAUUCGUGGAUCGGGGGCAUUGCGUCGUUACGCGUUGCUACUGCCCGUUCUGGAUGACCAACAGUCACGGCACACUGCUACUGGAGAGUUUUUAUUUUCAUGUUUCCCAUUUGUGCAUCCGGUAUCAGCAUCUACUGCUGCCAUGGUUUGUGCGGUUGAGGUUGGACCACGAGCGAUGUUCAGCGCCGCGUUCCGAUCGUCAAAACCAGCAAGAUCAGCCUGGGGUUGCCACCCUUCCGUCUGAUGGACGUGGCAAACGAAAUCUAAGAUGCAGCGUGGGGAGAAGAGGAAUAAUAUCUCACGGUCGCGGAAGAUGGGGAGGGUGGGGGGGGUGGAGAACCACGUGGGCACGCAUCGUCUUGAGUGGUGAAUAAUCCUUGUUGUUGUUGUUGUGUUUAUUAUCACGCAACUAACAAACAGCUGCUGCCUCAAAUUUCGAUUUAAAGCUUUCGUGACUGCAGGGAUUCAUCUUCUUGGUUCUUUCGGUAAAGUCACGUAGAAGGGAAAUAAUAAAAUAAUAAAAAUAAAACAUAACAAAAUAAUUCUCACGACGUUUCGGCUGCAACGCAAGCAGCCGUCCUCAGGUGAAGAAUGAAGCACCACCAAGCUCCAAGCUUUAUAUUUUUUAUAUUUUAUCAUGUUUAAUUGUUAUUAUUUUAUUAUUUCCCUUCUACGUGACUUUACCGAAAGAACCAAGAAACUGCUGCCUCGUGAACGAGGACGAUCCCCGGGGAGAACCGGGACGGUUGGCAACUCCACCGCACCACGGGGGGAUCAGCUGUAUUUUUUUAUUUUGGUUCAAAUGUUUUUUUUAUUUACUUACCCAGCCCCUUAAUUUCUCACCCAGUGUGAUGUAUCCGGGUCGCUGGUAGACUUGAGUAGGUGGCACGUGACUGUUGUAGCUGAGGCACAGAUAUAUAUUUUUUGCCGGUCGCUGGUAGACCAAGCUGAAAUUCAGCCCCGCUUCAACAAAUACGCAGGCUACAGUACAAAGACAAAGGUCCCCCCCGCUCUGUAUAGCCUUAGCAGGCUGAUGGGGCAAGUGCCGUCAUCUAUUAAGGCCGGCACGUCACACGAGAGGAUGGGUGGCCAGCACCACGCCGGAUAAUCAUUUAGGGCUGAGUCGACCUAGAGGAGGCCCAGCCAUGAGCGGAAAUUGAACUCGUGGUCAACGGUUUAUAGCACAAAACAUGCCAUCAAGUCUGCAUUAACCACCCAUACUUGCGGCAUAUUUUGCCACAAGUACGCAUGGCUAAUGCCUUGCAUGCCACGAUGGCGAGAUGUUAUCUGCCUCGCCUGGUAUGCAGGAGGUCGUGGGUUCGAUCCAGACCCUGACGCCUGCUGUAUAUUUGGAGUUUGCAUGUCGCUCUUCCCCGUGGUGGCGUGGAUUUUUCUCCGGGUCCUCCGGUGUUCCCCUCAAUAUUUAGAAACACGCGCUUAGAAUAUUUGGCUGCUGUACACUUCUACGUGAUAAGCCACUUUGUUGAGCUAUCAUUUGUGGCCAGGACAAAAAAUUGGUUAUACAGCUUAUUGAGCCUUAGCUGGUGAAAGGAAAAUGUAUUUAGAUUGUAUCUAUGUUGUAUUUGAACAUCUUUACAGCUCCUGUUAUAUUGCCACAAACGGUAAAGCCCUACUCAUCAUUUCAAUACCGGCAAAAAAAAAUGUCCCAUGGAUGGUUCGGAGGUCGUGUGUCGCACGUUAACUUCAGUAGCAGAGGUCCCUUGCUUCGUUACGGUCACAGCGGUUCUAAAGUUCUACAGAGAACUGCUUUUUAAAUCCUUUAUAUUAAGUUCGCUUGCUUGCUUGUGACCGUGCAAAUCUUUCGGUCGUUUUUUAACCCACUUCCCGUGAUCCAAUCGAGCUGACAUUUUCCACACAGACUCGUUGUGCGUGACAAUUAAUGUUCGUGAAAAUGUUUUUCCAAAAUUGUACACUUUUAAGGACAAAAAUAUUAUAUUUAAUUACCAAUUGCUUAAUGGUGGCAGGCAAUCAUCUGAUCCAUAGGUGGCAGCCAUCUCAAACCAGAGGACAAGAGGACUCUAGCCGCCACGCAUAUAAAGGAUUUAUAGUGAAAAACUUUGUUUUUACGGGUUAUACAUGUUUGUCUUUAGUUUGUUGUGCUCCCAUCCCCGCAACGCCGCUUAACACGGUUCGCUACGCACGGUGCGAACGAAGGUCUACACACACGCGCGUAUAUACAGAUCACCUCUGUACUGCGACGCACAACCCAUCCAGGAAAAUGCUGUGACUGUCAGACGCAUCCUUUGUUCAUUGUUACGUACAGGGUUAUUUGUUUUUCAUUGUGUGUCUGUGUGUUUGUGUUUCUCUAUAGCGGAUGAUGGUUUUUGUUUGUUAUAUAUAUGAAGUUUGCGCUUAGUCCCUGCAUCUGUUUACAUCGUUUACUGGAAGAGUAGGAUAUAUAUUUUUUAUUUUAUUCCCUGUAAGAGGAACGGAUAUUGUAUCCAGCUGUGCCAUAAGAGGCUACCACCAUCGUCAUCACCAUCAUCAUCGUCGUCGUCAUCAUCAGCCAUGGUCAAUCCACUGCCGGAUGAAAGGAAGACACCACCGCCGCAAAUUACGAUCGCGCACAUCAAUGAACAAUCCACCCAGUGCCCGCACAUUUACCGAUCGCAUCGCUCCGUCUCCAUGGCGGACUUACUUUCGGGCGCGUUCCGUCUCAUUUGCUGCCACUCCGUUAUUAUCCUGCUAGCCACGACGCGUCCUACACAACCCAGAGACUCGCGUAGACCUGCAUUGAGACCCACAGACUCACAUAGAUCCGCACAGAGACCCAGAGACUCACAUAGACCCGCACAGAGACCCACAGACUGACAUAGACCCGCACAGAGACCCACAGACUGACAUAGACCCGCACAGAGACCCACAGACUGACAUAGACCCGCACAGAGACCCAGAGACUCACAUAGACCCGCACAGAGACCCACAGACUGACAUAGACCCGCACAUAGACCCAGAGACUCACAUAGACCCGCAUUGAGACCCAUAGACUGACAUAGACCCACACUGAGACCCAGAGACUCACAUAGACCCGCACUGAGACCCAGAGACUCACAUAGACCCGCACUGAGACCCAGAGACUCACAUAGACCCGCACUGUGACACAUAGACUCACAUAGACCCGCACUGAGACCCAGAGACUGACAUAGACCCGCACUGAGACCCAUAGACUCACAUAGACCCGCACUGUGACCCAGAGACUCAGAUAGACCCGCACUGUGACACAGAGACUCACAUAGACCCGCACUGAGACCCAGAGACUGACAUAGACCCACACUGAGACCUAGAGACUCACAUAGACCCGCAUUGAGACCCAGAGACUCACAUAGACCCGCACCGAGACCCAUAGACUCGCAUAGACCCACACUGAGACCCAGAGACUCACAUAGACCCGCAUUGAGACCCAGAGACUCACAUAGACCCGCACCGAGACCCAGAGACUCACAUAGACCCACACUGAGACCCAGAGACUCACAUAAACCCGCAUAGAGACCCAUAGACUCACAUAGACCCGCAUUGAGACCCAGAUACUCACAUAGACCCGCACUAAGACCCAGAGACUCACAUAGACCCGCACUGAGACCCACAGACUCACAUAGACCCGCAUUGAGACCCAGAGACUCACAUAGACCCUCACUGAGACCCAGAGACUUGCAUAAACCCGCAUAGAGACCCAGAGACUCACAUAGACCCACACUAAGACCCAGAGACUCACAUAGACCCGCACUGAGACCCAGAGACUCACAUAGACCCACAUAGAGACCCAGAGACUUGCAUAAACCCGCAUAGAGACCCAGAGACUCACAUAGACCCACACUAAGACCCAGAGACUCACAUAGACGUACAUUGAGACCCAAAGUGUGUUUAGAGUAUUCCAGCUACUUUAAAUGUCCACGUGAUAAGCCACUUGGUUGAGCUAUCAUUUGUGGCCAGAUCGCUUUUGAAAAAAAACAUUUAUAACUCAGUGCGCCUUAACCUGGUAAAAUAAAAAAAUGAACGAAUUAGUUUUAAUUAAAAAGAGUGGGGAUGAAAACGUAACCGUGGAGGAGAGUAAGCGUGAUUGGGCACGGCGUGUCGCGAGGAGGAGGGUGCUCGAGACGAUCGGUGGAGCCGCCGCCAAGCGGCUCGUCCGCUUGCGGAGACGGAGCGGCGAAAUGAGCCCGAAAUGCGCAGGAGCCACACGGAUCGUCGUAUCGCGCCACCGUGGGACAUGACGGCUGCGUUGGGGAGGGGAGAGGCGUUCAUCCAGCAGUGGAAUAACCUAUGGCUUAUGAUGAUAACGACGAUGAUGUACUGGGUGGCGAGUGUUGGGAGUAGCCAACACCUUGUGAAUUGGACGCACGUAAUACCGGUGCCCGUCCAGCAGUGGAUAGAUCGUGGCUGAUUGAUGAUGAUGACGAUGAUGGAGGUGGUGGUGGCAGGAAGGACAUGAGGACACGAGUCGACGAUCUUUUUCGACUUAAAGCUUUCGUGACUGCAGGGAUUCAUCUUCUUGGUUCUUUCGGUAAAGUCACGUAGAAUGGAAAAAAAUAAAAUAAUUAAAAUAAAACAUCAUAAAAUAAUUCUCACGACGUUUCGGCCACAACGCAAGCAGCCGUCCUCAGGUGAAGAACAGCUCUGUCGAGACGACAGAGUCUAAAUGUUUAUUUUUAUUAUUUUAUUACUUCCUUCUACGUGACUUUACCGAAAGAACCAAGAAGAUGAGUCGACGGUCGUUCAUCUCCGGGUGUCGCCUGCUGUUGGCCGCCCUGCGAGAGCGUGGAGCGGAUUUAUUUCGAUCUCGAUUUGAAGCUUUCGUGACUGCAGGAAUCCAUCCUCUGAUUAUUACGGUAAAGUCACGAAAGAACCAACGAGUACGGAUUCAUCAUGGGACCUCCUUUGCCAGUACCAAAAUAUACUAAUAGGGUUUUUCCCCUUUUUUCUGGCAACAAAACUGACACCUUUUGCAAGGAAUCAUGUUUACAUUAACCACAAUACUUGCAGUCAAAUGCAAACAAAAAACAAUACUCUGGUAAUUUAUGCAUUGUCUUUGGAACUGAUUGGUCCACACCAGAGACAGCUUUCUUUGGAGCCUCGUCUCAUAUGGUGUUCGACCAAAAGUACGGAUUCAUUUCGUUAUUCACGGCGUCGCAUUCGGUCGGUUCUCGUCGCGCCGUCGAACGACGGGGCCGAGAGACACGUGGCCGCCCGGGCCUUCGCGGCCCUCCCGGCCUGCCCUCUUCAGCGGUGAAACCUCCCAGCGGCGCGUUGUCCGACGUUUCGCUCCACGUUCCGCGGCAGGAGCUUCUUCGGGAACUCGACGAGCCGCUCGCUUGUUUUUACCGUGCUCCCCGAACGAUUUCGCGCCGCUGGAUGCUGCUGCUGCUGCUGCCGCCGCCGGUGAUGGCCGGUUCCUGAUGGAGGUCGCGCGGCACGUGGAGCGAAACGUCGGACACCGUGGCAAACGACGCACGGCGCGGCGACACGACCCGAAUGCUCGUCGGCGGGCAGGAGGCUGCGGCGGUGUUGUUUUGUUUUUGUGUUGCACUGCGAGAAGGGAUGGUCUCGCUCUUUAUUUAAUGACGAGGUUGUAUGUUGUUGUGCGUGUGUGUGGGGAGCGGUGGUGCAGCGGUUAGCGCGCUGCGCUACGAACCCGGCGACCCGAGUUCGAUUCCCGCUCACGGCCAACACCGGUGACGAUUAUCUGAACAGAUCACGGGCCUCUCCUAGGUCGACUCAGCCUCAAAUGAGUACCUGGUGCGUUGUGUAAAAACAUCGCGACUGGGGAGACAAAGGCGACCGGGCGUGGUGCUGGCCACCCACCCCCUCGUGUGCCGUGCCGGCCUUCAUAGGGGCUCGCUAACAGCCUUUGCCCCAAAAACCUGUUGAGGCUUUUAAGGCAGGAUCUUUGAAUUGGUUCUUGUUUAACAGUGGGGAGCGGUGGCGCAGUGGUUAGGGCACUGCGGCUACGAAGCCGACGACCAAGAACGCGUGAGCCCAGCGUUGGGCCUCCUCCCCUACUUCGGUCGGUCGACUCAGCCUUAAAUGAGUACUGCAACCGGUGCGGUGUGCGAACAUCAGCAUCGGGGAGACAAAGGUGGCUGGGCGUGGUUUUGGCCACCUGCCACUUCUUGUGCUGUGCCGGCCUUCAUAGGUGCUCGCUAACAGCACUUGCCCCAAUAGUCUGUUAAAGGCUAUACUGGGAAUCUUUGUUUUUAGUUGUCCCAGUGUCGGAAUUGAUUACCCUUGGAGUUUGUUUUCUGAAAUUUGUUUUGGGACGAGCGUGAU